AUGGCGUUGGCGGCCGGUGUAGCGCGAACGUGGAUGUGGGGACCGAGUAGAGGCUUGGGCCGGGCUGGCUUUCAGCUCCUGCGGCGGCUUGGGACUCGGGGGCUGGCUGUGUCUCAUUCGCAGAGACAGCAGCAGCAGCACUUCUCAUCCCUGGAUGACAAGCCCCAGUUCCCAGGGGCCUCAGCAGAGUUCAUAGACAAGCUGGAAUUCAUGCAACCCAAUGUCAUCUCUGGGAUCCCCAUCUACCGUGUCAUGGAUCGGCAGGGUCAGAUCAUCAACCCCAGUGAGGAUCCCCAUCUGCCGCAGGAGAAGGUGCUCAAGUUCUAUAAGAGCAUGACGCUGCUGAACACCAUGGAUCGCAUCCUCUAUGAGUCCCAGCGGCAGGGCCGGAUCUCCUUCUACAUGACCAACUAUGGUGAGGAAGGGACGCACGUGGGGAGUGCAGCAGCCCUGGACAAUACUGACCUGGUGUUUGGCCAGUACCGGGAGGCAGGUGUGCUGAUGUAUCGGGACUUCCCCCUGGAACAGUUCAUGAACCAGUGCUACGGCAACGUGAACGACCUGGGUAAGGGGCGCCAGAUGCCCGUCCACUAUGGCUGCAAGGAGCGUCACUUCGUCACCAUCUCCUCUCCACUGGCCACACAGAUUCCUCAGGCGGUGGGAGCAGCCUACGCAGCCAAGCGGGCCAAUGCCAACAGGAUUGUCAUCUGCUACUUUGGUGAGGGGGCAGCCAGUGAGGGGGAUGCCCAUGCCGGUUUCAACUUCGCUGCCACCCUUGAGUGCCCCAUCAUCUUCUUCUGCCGAAACAAUGGCUAUGCCAUUUCCACACCCACCUCUGAGCAGUACCGCGGGGAUGGCAUCGCGGCUCGAGGCCCUGGGUACGGCAUCUUGUCAAUCCGUGUGGAUGGCAAUGACGUGUUCGCUGUGUAUAAUGCCACCAAGGAGGCCCGGCGGCGGGCCGUGGCGGAGAACCAGCCCUUCCUCAUUGAAGCCAUGACCUAUAGGAUUGGGCACCACAGCACCAGUGACGACAGCUCGGCAUACCGCUCGGUGGACGAGGUCAAUUACUGGGACAAGCAGGACCACCCCAUCUCCAGGCUGAGGCACUACAUGCAGAGCCGCGGCUGGUGGGAUGACGAGCAGGAGAAGGCCUGGAGGAAGCAGUCCCGCAAGAAGGUGAUGGAGGCCUUUGAGCAGGCCGAGCGGAAGCUGAAGCCCAAUCCCAAUCUGCUCUUCUCGGAUGUGUAUCAGGAGAUGCCUGCCCAGCUCCGCAAGCAGCAGGAGUCCUUGGUCCGUCACCUCCAGACCUAUGGCGAGCACUAUCCCUUGGACCACUUUGAGAAGUGA
Pipistrellus nathusii (Nathusius's pipistrelle) is the source of this 1347-nucleotide messenger RNA. NCBI's taxonomy places the organism in Eukaryota, Metazoa, Chordata, Mammalia, Chiroptera, Vespertilionidae. The record is from the annotation of a GenBank genome assembly.